CUUCUCAAAAUUUUUACAAGGCUUUUGUGGCUGAUGAGGUCCCAUGAUUUGACGAAGAUCUGUGCUGAAACUCGGCCGUCGUGCUAGUGGAUGCAGUGCGCCGCACGCGUCAUCGCUGCGGGGCGCCUGGCUCAUUCUGCCGUGCACGUGGUCCGUGCACAUUGCCUGGUACGAACGUAGAGAGACUUUGCGGUGCUGCGAUGGGCCGGUUUCCGCAGGCAAGCCCCCUUGCUUCGCCAAGGCCUCGAAUACUUUAUCUAGGUUAGUACUUUCCUUGGCAGAGGUUUCAAAGUACGCACAAUCCUCGCCAAGCGUUUGCAUCAAGUCUGUUUGCGGUAUAGCUCUCUCCGACAGCGGUAGAUCCAUCUUGUUGGCGCACACCACGAAUGGAACAGUUGCGCACUGACCCGGCACACAUAUUUGGUUUAGUUUGGCCUUUGCUUCCAGGAUCUCUGUCCGCAAGGCGCACACCUCCUCGAAUGAGCUCCGGUCGUCCAGACUGAAUACUAGCAAGAAAACGUCACCUGCGGAAAUAAGUACAUUAACAUUAACUAUUUAUUUGACAUGUAUAUGUGUCGUUCUCGAAACUACAUUUGAUUUAACAAUUGCAAAUACAAAAUAUUUGCAACCGCAAUUACGCAGAGAUUACGCACCAGUUAGAAUGGAGAGGCGCCGUUUGGCUGGAAAGCUUCUUUCUCCAGACGCAUCCAGGAUGUCAAUUUGAUAUGUCUCUCCGCGGAUACGGAAAAGCUUUCUAUGAAAGUCCUCAGAAGUUGGCUUGUACUCUUCCACAAAUCCAUCCCGGAGGUACCUUCUGAGAAUCGAGGUCUUUCCGACCCGCGGAGCGCCGAGCACCACGAUGCGCUUACAGUUCUGGUGUUUCCUGGACUUAUCUUUGCAGGGCUCCUGUCCAAGCGGACUCAGGCGGGUAGGACCAUUAACCACUAAAGCUGCCAAUUGAUCGAGCGGGGAAUUCUUGCAGGAAUUCCUGCUGGAUGGCGAGGACCCGCCCUGCUUCACGAUUGCCUCAGAUCGCGUCUUACAUUGUUUCCAUUGCAACGUCGCCAGUUUCAGCAUACCCAUCCCUGCUUUUAUUCCACUCGAGCACAAAUGCUGCGACGCGUUCCUGUACGCAAGAACAACUUUUGAAGAGCCUGCUCGAUCGACGGUCGAGCGGCUGGAUUGGGGCGAGAUUGCCAUUUUGGACUGUAAAACAGGGGACAUGCUGUUUAGCUCCAUGGUUUUGUGAUGAAUUCAUCAAAUCCUAAGGCGUCGACAGCUCGCUCAGACCAGCGGGUCGAUCCAAGUGAGACCUGUUCGAGCCUCUCCUCCCAGUGGUUGAUGUGGUCUUUGCGAUGUCUUUAUACGCUGUCGUAGCUCCGUGCCCAUUCACGUCACCACAAUGUUUCCUUCCUUUGGCUCACUGAUUGGCAGUAGCGGUGGUCGUGUUCUCGACAACAACACACACGGUUUUGUUUUGCUGUCUGCACAGGAGCGCGCAACGUUAGGUGUAGCGCCUAAUUAUGUUAAUAACUGGCGUGUCUGUUUAAUUUCUAAUGUGGUUUUGUACUCAUUGACCAAACAAGUAUGUAGGCUUACGGAUUUCAGAGAUUAAGGUCAGAAUUCUGACUUAAAAAUCGGAAUCCUGACUUAAAUCUCAAAAAUCUAAAAAUAAUAAUCACAUACUGCCCUCAUCCUCUUCCUAUGGGCUUUUCGUCACAUGAAUAAAUCGUGCUGUAGGUCAAAGUUAGGAACUAUAAAUUGGCGCUGCCAGAGCACCGCAGACUUGCCCCAAGCGUCCGUUGCUAUGGUCACGACAUAGCGAGCGAGAGGGAGGAAGUGGUAAGCUAGCUCUUAUAUGGUUGUACUCUGACGGUAAUUAUUCUAAAAGUUAUAUUAAAUAUGUCCCAUAAACAUGGUUAGUGACGUUAUCAGGUUAAAUAGGAGGGUUUAGGAUUGGAUUGAGUUGCGUGUGAAGAGUAGACAACGUAUAGUGGUCACUUAUAGGCUAUGGCUCAUGUUGUUGCUACCGAGUCUGGUGAAAUAACUCACCAAAGGGACUUCAGAACCCGAACUGCACCAGGGUGUGUUAAUCGUUCCAAAUUAAUGCAAGUCAAAAGCAUACAACCUAAUCUUCAUUCACCAAAGCCUCCCACUGACUCCCGGAAGCAAGAAGAAAUGACUGGAGCCCUGACGCGGAGGAUACGAACAGGCCAGCAAGGCUGUAAAACAGUUGAAGAGGCUGAGGGCCAGCUCUGCCAAGCGGAGGGCACAAUGUUGCUGCGCCACACAGGGCACAGAGGGCCCCGCUACGACCAUCAAGGCGUGGUUCUGCCCCACAGCAUUCUGGGUAACCUGCAGGACUUCAAGAGUUAUUUGGAGACCAGGGGAGAGACUGAGUCAGUCCGGAGGCUGCGAGAGACCACCACAGAGGCUCUGAGUGGACCCUCCUCCUCUGCCCCGGGGGGGGGGCACGCAUACAGAGGGGCUGAGGACAGAGGCGGCGGGCUCUCUGCCGGCCAGGCACACACCCAGAGCCACGCCCUGCAGCACUGGAGCACACACAUGAGGCAGCGGCGGCGGCAGCAGGAGUCUCUAGCCAAGUCGCUCCACAGGCCGAAGGACUGGUUGCUGAUGAACCGAGCCAACAGCUUCCGGAGGGUUCAGGAGCAGAGAGAGCUUCUGAGCCUCGUCCUGCCAGCCAUACAGCCAGGACAUGGCUACCGUGUGGGCAGUGAGUUCUGGUCCCAGCCCGAGUGCUUGGGGGACGAGGUGGGCGGGAUCGUGGCCACCCUGACUCGUAGCCAGCGGGGCCAGCGGGAGUCCUUGGUCCGCGUAGGACAACCACGCAGCGUCCAGCAUGAGUCAGGGAAUGUCGUGUCAGAGAAGUAUGGUCCCGCCCCUAAAGGGUGGAACCAGAGUGAAUACCUCCAGCGACAACAGCAGCAGAUCCAGCCGCUUCUCAAGGAGCGGGACCUUGAAGCGCCCGACAUGGAGCACUUGGAGGUGCUAGGCUCCGGCAGGCCCGUCACACGUGUUUCAGUGCCUCCCAAGCCCUUGCACCGCGAAGAGGAAGCGCGGGAGAAAGCGACGACAGAGAAGCGAGAUCCAGGGGUGCAGGAUGAUGGUGAUGAUGGUGAUGAUGGUGAUGGUGAUGACGAUGACACCGCCGUGAUGCCGGUCCCUGCCUUGAUGUUCUGCGGCCAGAGAGCCCACUGGACCGGCAGCUCCUCCUCCCAUCAGGGCCAGCGGGGGAUCAGCUCCAGGAUGGGCUUUGAGGUUGUGAUCGGGGCGACGGCCCGCUCGCACCUGCUGCUGCGUAACCAGGGCAACAGCGCCCUCUGCUACACCUGGCAGCGGCUGGAGCUGCCUCGCUGCUUCACCGGCACGCCCCGCACAGCGCGGCAGACCGCCAGCCCGCACUUCUACUUCAACUCCUCCAUGGGUGUGAUUCUCCCGUGCGAGACGCAGCAGGUGGACUUUAUAUUUAAAUCGGACACGCCUGGAAUCAAGUGUGAGCUUUGGCAGGUCAACACCCACCCCGUGCUGCUGGGAGGAGCCGCCAUGCAGCUCACACUGAGGGGAGUGGCCCUGGACCGGGACACCAACGCAGACCACAGGCUGGGCCUAGAGAGGGAGUUGGAGAGGAAAGCGAUGGUUAAAGUGUGCCAGUCGUUGGUCUCCGAGGUGCUGCGGGGGGUCACGACCCCUGAGAGAGCCAGCUCACCUGCAGAGCUCUACAUCACCGAAGACCAGGAGUUCCUCUGGAAGAAUCCCAAGUUUCACUACGCUCCGGGGCCAGUCGAGGCCUUGCGGGGCCUUUGGCAGAGUGCAGCCCCAGGAAGAGACUGGGACCUCUCUGUGGGAACACUCAGACAGGCGGUGCUGUCGCUGCCCGAGGAUGACCCGGGCCCAGGGGACACUGCCCACACUCUGACCCGAGACCAGGGCCUGGCCCGGCUCAACGCCACGCUUCUGGAGCUUCCACCGCACCCCCUUACCUCAGCCCCCGUCACACCUGCGGCUGUAGGGCGGCAGCUGUGGCGGGAGCUUCUGGACGGCCUGGCCGGCGAGGCCGCCACGCUCCAACACAUGCUGGGGCUCCCUGAGACAGACACGUGGUCCCAGCCCGACCUAGACCCUGACCUUGGGUUGGAGGAGGAGGUGAAGACGGUUGGAAAGGGGGAGAGGAAGGGAGGUACCAAGGAGGUGAACAGAGCAGGAGGUGCAAAGGAGAAGGAAGAUGGAAGAGGAGCCUCUAAGGCACCAGCCAAGGAGCGUGCGACAUUGAAGGAGCGAGGAGGAGAAGAAGUGACCAAGGCUCCUGGAGGAAGGCGUGCUACGGAGUCCUCAUUGGCUGUUGUUGGUCAAGAAGCAACAAGCCCCACCCUCUGUGAUGACACACAACACAAUGUCCAACCAGAGGAUGUGCUCAAAUACAGGACACAUCUAAACCAAAAGGUGUACGUUCUGAUGGACCACCUCGUGGACUCCCUGGCCAGUCUCCUAGAUGCUCUCGGAGAUGAAGAGCGAUAAGCAAGACAAGACAUUCAUGAAUGAAUAACACAAUCAUUUACAUUGAUGCUACGUUAAAGCUAUUGUAUGU
Molecule: messenger RNA, 4606 nt
Organism: Gadus chalcogrammus (walleye pollock)
Lineage: Eukaryota; Metazoa; Chordata; Actinopteri; Gadiformes; Gadidae
Gene: mycbpap
Product: mycbp associated protein
Exons: 19
Coding region: 2011-4536 (841 amino acids)
Source: RefSeq, a predicted model, not a curated record